UGUGAUUCCAAUUUGAUUUUCGAUUUUCGGUUUGUUUACUUGAACGUCAAAAAUGUCCUUUCAUCUGUGUCGUGGGUGGAAGAAUUAUAUAAGGGGGCAUUUUGUCGUGGCUUUCGGUUUCGUCGGGAUCAUCUAACUAACUAACUAUCUGCAAAGGGCACCUAUUCGUCCUGGUGGUCCAUAAUGUCGUUCUUAAACGAAUGGGUCAGCACUCAACAGCUGCAGCUCUCUGAUGGACGUACUCGUCUUCACGACCGUGUUAUUCCGCGAAGCAACAAUUCUGUAAAUGCAUUCCACAGCUUCAUCUCUGCAGACCACUUUAUCGCGUGGUUUUCUUCUGCGUUUUUUUCAAUCGUGAAAAAAUAAUAACUCUGUUCUUUUACGCACAAGCUUAUACCGUUUUAUUUACCACAAAAUGUCGGCAAACUUGACGCAGACGGUUCUGACUCUGAAUAAGGAGUUCGACAAGGCUCAGGACAACCUGCACUCGAUUGCUAUGGAAGUGUCAGAAUCGAAAUUGACAAAAUCGAAAAAUUUGUGAUGCACAAAAUCGAUGUCAGUUGGAGCCUCAGUCUCCAAGUGGCGCAUGACAAAUUUCGGGAGCACCCAAAUCCAGUUUGUCAUGCAGUUUGGGCGAAGAAGACUCCUCCUGUCAUGCUACCCUGGCAGCACAUUUUAUAACCCUAAACAGGCUCACAAUCGGUCUCAUUUGCCUGCUCCCCAAUACAGGCCUUCAGUGCCCUACAUUUUACGCAUCACAGAUCAUUUCGAUUUUCUUUGUUGAUUUCGAUCCUGACAGUUCCAUAAUUGCCCAGCUCUGCAGCCAAGCGGAAGAGCGGAUCCGCAAGUCGCAGUCGCUGCAAAAUGACUUUGCACGGUACAGGAUAUUGGUCUGGUGUUUGUCAACUACAUACGAGAUGAGUACACAUGCAUGGCAGUAUUUGAUGUCAUGCAAGUAACUAAAGCUAUAGCUCUGUCAAAAAUUCUCUCAGGCAAUUCCACCGGCUCUCUGAGCAGACGCGGCAGAUCAUCACCGCUGCAGAGUCGCUGCAAGACACGGAUCCGACACUGAAGUGAAAAUUUGGUGGUAGCUUGGUUGAUCAGGAUGACAAAUUUGGCUCUGGUGAUGUACAAAGAGGUUUUUCUUCAGGGAUACUUACUUGUAUGAUGUGAUCGCUCUAUCGCAACUUAAAUUUCGACGUUGUCACACUGUACGGCUGGCAAUUAGCAGUAGUUCAGGACUGGGAGAAUGAAAGAGAAAAUAUAAGAAUUGGACCGCAGAUUCAGAUACUAGUACCCGCUAGUUACUUUGCAGAUGAAAUAAAAUCGUUGUACUUGAU
Molecule: messenger RNA, 1340 nt
Organism: Amoebophrya sp. A120
Lineage: Eukaryota; Dinophyceae; Syndiniales; Amoebophryaceae
Source: the annotation of a GenBank genome assembly